AUGAAGGCUACACCCCUCCUCGUCACCUGGCACAACGAGAAUCAGGCCAUAUACUCGGUUCACUAUGAUCCCAAUGGCAAGGGCAGACUCUGGAGCAUCGAAUCGGUAGGGGACGAGCGUAAAGUAACAUACCUAUCGACCCUCACGAGACAUACUGCUUCAGUGAAUGUCGUCCGCUUCUGUCCCAAAGGUGAAACGCUUGCAUCCGCUGGCGACGAUGGGAAUAUCCUGCUAUGGGUUCCCGCCGAUGCACCUACUGCUGCUAUGGGAGAAGACCAUUCGGAAGACAAGGAGUCAUGGCGAGUCAAGCACAUGAUCCGGACAAGCACCGGCGCCGAAAUCUAUGACCUCGCUUGGUCGCCCGAUGGCAUGUACUUCAUCACAGGAGGCAUGGACAAUACAACACGCAUAUACAAUGGGCAAACAGGUGCUUUGAUACGACAGAUCGCAGAGCAUAACCACUACAUUCAGGGCGUGGCGUGGGAUCCGCUUAACGAAUUCGUGGCUACCCAAUCCUCCGACCGCUCAGUCCACAUCUAUGCUCUCAAGCUUAAGGAUGGCACGUGCACCCUUCAGACGUUCGGCAAGUUCAACAAGAUGGACUUGCCUGGCCGUCGAAUAUCCUCCAACAGUCCAGCGCCCGAUCAUCACCAUCGAGUGUCCAGUGCCAGUGCCACCAACGCUCCAAUCGCGUCGCCCGCGCCUAGCAAUCCUGGCACGCCCCUGACUACACCCUUGCCCAUGGACCCUCCAGCAGCUAUGACACAGAGUCGUCGAUCGUCGUUUGGGUCGUCACCUUCCUUCCGUCGCUCGGCAUCUCCGGCUCCUUCGCUGCCACUGCCUGCUGUCAGACCAGAAAUCUCCUCACCAAGCUUGAAUGCUGCGAUGGGCCUCGCAGUACGCAAUACCAACAUCUACCACAACGAGACUCUCACUUCUUUCUUCCGACGAUUGACGUUCACACCGGAUGGGAGUCUUUUGUUCACUCCUGCUGGCCAGUACAAAGUCUCUCAUCCCAUCCCUACAGAGCCAACAAAGACAAUAGACGAAGUCCAGAACACCGUCUACAUCUACACUCGGGCUGGCUUCAACAAGCCGCCUGUAGCCCACUUACCAGGACACAAGAAGCCAUCAAUAGCAGUCAAAUGCUCUCCUAUUUUUUACAACCUACGCCAAAGUGCUAGGCCCACCAACUACAUUACCAUCGACACAGCAUCAGCCGGCGAAGAAAUACCUCUAUUACCAGAUCCUAUCGUGCCACACGCCUCAAUGGAUCCUCCACCUCUGAUGCACACCAACUCCUCACUGGGAGACACGAGUCGACCAACAUCAUCACCAAAGCCUCCCGAUGCUGAUCUUGUCGCUCCCACUCCAGUGUUUGCGCUACCAUACCGCAUGGUAUACGCUGUUGCCACACAGGAUGCAGUAUUCGUCUAUGACACACAACAAACGAUACCUUUGGCGGUCGUGAGUAAUCUUCACUUCGCUACGUUUUCGGAUCUGUCAUGGUCCAACGAUGGCUUGACAUUAAUUAUGUCGUCCUCGGACGGCUUCUGCUCCACGUUAUCGUUCUCCCCUGGCGAACUUGGCCAGAUAUAUACAGGCCAAGUACCUACACAUCAUCAUCCGGUCGUCUCAACUUCGAUUGCGUUACCUACCUCCUCAGCUGAUACAACCCGGAUACCGACACCUACAGCAACAGCUUCGCCAUCUCUAACCAAGGCAUCUCCUAUUCUCCAGCCACCAUCACACCCAUCACCUGCGCCUACCUUUUCGAUACGACCUGGUAGUCCCACUCGGUCGAACUCUCAGUCGUCCAUUGCCACAAUGGCAUCGAUACAGACUGGCGCGCAGUCAAUAACCAACAAUCCUACUCCGACGCUUGGCCACGUGCCGUUAGCGACGGCUAUGAAUACUGCACCACCAUUGACCAUACCACCGAUGAACACUCCUCCACAGACACCCGCCAGUGCACAUGGUGGUCUGCAUAGUGCAACAUCAUCUGUGUCGGGAAGUGUGCUCGGCAAGCGUGACUCGGUGACUGCAAAUGCAAGCGAAUCAGAAAAGGAGGACGGCGCUCGAUCUAAGAAACGACGCGUCGCGCCGACAUUGGUUGGCCCGACAGUGUCGGUUUCGAGCGUCGAGCAGGAUAAAUCAGAGCAGUCGUGA
Molecule: messenger RNA, 2169 nt
Organism: Cyphellophora attinorum
Lineage: Eukaryota; Fungi; Ascomycota; Eurotiomycetes; Chaetothyriales; Cyphellophoraceae
Product: putative WD repeat-containing protein
Exons: 5
Coding region: 1-2169 (722 amino acids)
Biological process (GO): DNA replication-dependent chromatin assembly; nucleosome assembly
Cellular component (GO): CAF-1 complex; nucleus
Molecular function (GO): protein binding
Source: RefSeq, a predicted model, not a curated record